Penicillium griseofulvum is the source of this 1224-nucleotide messenger RNA. Its product is annotated as SMP-30/gluconolactonase/LRE family protein. Lineage: Eukaryota; Fungi; Ascomycota; Eurotiomycetes; Eurotiales; Aspergillaceae. The coding region runs from base 1 to 1224 and encodes 407 amino acids. The transcript is spliced from 8 exons. The record is from RefSeq and is a predicted model, not a curated record.
AUGACUUCUCAACUUUCCUCUUUAGCUACUCUACUACUUUUAGGGUCUCUCCUAGCCCCAGUCAACUCUAGCAAUCUUCCUGCUCAAGCGCAGUUGAUCGACCAAAAAGCCUUCAAUGUCCUAGACACGACUCAGCCCUCAAGCAAAUUUAAUGCAAAGAGUCUAUUUGUUCCCCCAGGGUCAACAGGAGAGAGUCUAGCCCGGCAACCUUUCCAUGUAUACGAUAAGGAAUUUCUGAAGAUCAUUGGAGAAGCUCCAACUUUAACCAGGAUCGCACACUCCCCAAAAGACCCUUUAUUUCAUGAGGCGGUUGUAUGGUCUAAGGAAACAGACGAGGUGUUCUUUGUCCAAAAUGCAGGUGCUAAGGACGCCAGCACCGGUCUAGAAAAGUCGGCUAUCAUUGAGAAGAUUUCCCUUGCGGACGCUGCUGCUGUCUCCCACAAGUCGGAUGCCGUAGGUCUUGUUGAUGUAAUCACCGUUCCCUCGUCGCCAAUGGUUCUCAAUCCGAAUGGAGCUACCAAUUACCGGGGACAGAUCAUAUUCACCGGGGAGGGCCAAGGGGACAAUGAACCACCUGCUUUGUGGGUCAUGAACCCGAAAAGUCCAUUCAACACUACAAUUAUCCUGAAUAACUACUUCGGCCGACAAUUCAAUUCCCUAAACGAUGUAGCUAUCCACCCGGGAAACAAAGAUAUCUACUUUACAGACACGAUCUAUGGCUAUGUACAGGACUUCCGUCCUGCACCCGGUCUACAGGAUCAAGUUUACCGGCUCAACCCCGAUACAGGUGCCGUGACAGUUGUCGCGGAUGGAUUUGAUCACCCUAACGGAAUCACUUUCUCUCCGGAUGGCAAGUACGCAUAUAUCGCCGAUACCGGAAUCGAUAGUGGCUUUUUCGGUCUUGACUUCACCCGUCCUGCUUCUGUCUACCGAUUUGAUGUGAAAGCUGACGGUACCUUCGAGAAUCGGAAGACCUUUGCCUUUGUUCACUCUGGUGCACCUGAUGGUAUUCACUGUGAUUCAUGGGGUAACGUAUACGCUGGCUGUGGCGACGGUGUCCAUGUCUGGAACCCAUCUGGCAAGCUCAUCGGCAAGAUCUAUCUUGGAUCUGGUACGGCGAAUUUCAACUUCGCUGGAAAAGGCAGAAUGGUUAUCUGCGCCGAGACAGACCUUUACUACGCCACGUUGGCCGCGGCCGGAAGUUAUGUUGACAGUGAGAUGUGA